AUGGAUACUUAUGGUUAUAUGUACAAGAACAUUUUCAUUCCUCUAGAACCAUCACAAAGUUUACUAGCAAGCAACAAUGACGGUGCUGGCAAUCAACAAUUUCGUCUAUACAUUUGGCUCAAUAAUGUAACAACAUACUAUUUAGUUGUAACCACAAAUAAGCCUAUAGUAACAGGACAAUUUACCGUGAUUGCAACUGGUUUAGGAUCAGUAACAUUUUCACCAAUAAAUGCAUCAGGUAAGAUACCCAUUUUGUUCCAGAGCACUUCAUCAGUUAAGCAAAAUACUGAUGAGAAGAUAAAUGUAAAAAGAUAUAAAGGAUAAUGAGUUCACCGCCGUACUGUCCAUUUCGAAAUAUAGUGCGCACCACUGUUUCUUAGAUAAUUCAAGAGCGCAACGAGCUAGUGACCUGCGGUUUUCAUCAAUCGAUAGAUGAGACAGAGGGACGUCUUUGUCUCAGAUAAUGUGUCAGGCUAAAUCCUUUUAAAACUACUCAUCUUUGAAAAAUAUGGGAAAGAAUGCAUGAAAGUGACCUACCAUUCAGAUGAAAUUUUGACUUUGACCUUUGAUUUAGAUAGAGGAACUUGAUAUCUAUAGUUUAAGAUACAAUGCACUUUCUUACUUUUCCUUACGUUUUCAUCGAAAUGUCUAGCUAUUAUGAUAAAAAUGCAAAAACAUAGUAAAAAGUCAGUAAAAUUCCCUAUUAUUUGCACAUGAAAUACAUGGUUCCAUUUGGUCAACGUUAGAAUGCAAUAAGAAAAAUAUUUGCAUUGUAUCUUGAACUGUAGAUCUCAAGUCCCUCUAUCUAAAUCAAAGGUCAAACUAAAAAUUUCAUCUGGAUGGCAGGUCAUUUUCACGCAUUCUUUUCCAUAUCUUUCAAAGAUGAGUAGUUUUAAAAGGAUUUCGCCUGACACAUUAUCUGAGACAAAGAUGUCCCUCUGUAUCAUCUAUCGAUUGGUGAAAACUGCACGUCUCUAGCUCAUUCCAUUCUUGAGUUAUUUAAAAAACAGUGGCGCG
Molecule: messenger RNA, 1017 nt
Organism: Rotaria sordida
Lineage: Eukaryota; Metazoa; Rotifera; Eurotatoria; Philodinida; Philodinidae
Source: the annotation of a GenBank genome assembly